GUCACGUUCGCUUGUGUUAUUCUGCUGUACAGUAGAAGAAAAAACGGGAAAGCACGCAGCCCUUUUCUUUUCUAUUUUGUCAUCAUCGCAAGCGUGGCAAACACUGCUGGCGCACAGACACAAUAGCAUUCACGGUGAAGAGAACGUUGCGACCGGCACAUACAUUCACCUCUAAGAAGCAUAGCAGACACAGAGCCUUCUCCCUGCUCGAAAUUUUUCUCCGCCAUCACAAUGCAGCGACCACCAGCGGACACGGAGGGGACGACGGCGGCUUACACCUUCCGCCAGCCUCCGCAGGGCUUCCAAAAGCCGAAGUUCCGCGAUCCAUCAGGACUCAAAGACAGCGAGAAGCAAAAUAGCGGCUCACAGCGGUAUGGCAACGUCAUGAACGACCGCCGUGUGUACCGCGGCAACACUUACGCGAACCCCAUCAUGUCUACCGCCGCCCGAGCUGAGAUGGAGAAGCGGGAGAUGGUGGACACGCAGCGGCGCAAGCAGGCCUCGCAGCGCGCUGCCUCGAUCAAGCGGCGCAAGCAGCUGGAGUCGGCGCGUCGCCACAUGGCCACUCCUGACCCCGGCGAGGGCCGCGAGAACAUCCCGAUUCAGACUGAGGAGUACCUCGAGGAGCUCACCGACAAGGUGGAGCAGGUAGUGCAGGAGACGCAGACGGACCCGCUGAUGGACCGGCCGGCGACGCCGAAGUACAUCCCGACCAAGUCUGGCCGCGACGCCGAGACGCAAAUCUACGAAGGCGAGCUGUUCCGCUUCGACGAGGCGGUGGAGCCGAUUUUGGAGGUGCUGGUCGGCAAGACGCUCGAGCAGGCGAUGCUAGAGGUGAUGCAGGAGGAGGAACUGGAACUGCUGCGGCAGCAACAAAUCGAGUUUGAGCAGCGCCGCAAGGAGGAGUUGCUGGAGGCGCAGAAGCUGGAGUCAGCAGAGCGUCGAAAGUUUGAGGAGAAGGAGCGCCGCAAGAAGCAGGAGAUGGAGCGCAUCCAGCGGGAGAAGGAAACGCGCGAGAAGCUGCAAGCCCGCCAGUUUGCGAAGGCCUACAUGACAAACAUGGAAAACCGCGUCAUCUCACGCUUGCAAGACGAGGGCUGGUUUGCCGAUCGUGUGCUGAACGAAGUGGAGCUCGACUUCUUCCCGUGGCUGAUGGGUGAGGUGGACAAGGAGCUAGAGAAGAAGAAGAAGGCUCGCUCGCUUGUAGACGAUCUUAUUCGUGAGGUCGUGCGCAUGAACGCGCUGCAGUUAGAGGAGAGUCGCGCCGCACAGCAAGCGGAAUCAGCGUAG
This is a messenger RNA of Leptomonas pyrrhocoris, 1290 nucleotides long. Its product is annotated as putative radial spoke protein 3. The record is from RefSeq and is a predicted model, not a curated record. The transcript has a single exon. Gene Ontology annotation, cellular component: cilium. Lineage: Eukaryota; Euglenozoa; Kinetoplastea; Trypanosomatida; Trypanosomatidae. Bases 232 to 1290 code for a protein of 352 amino acids.